Messenger RNA from Rhipicephalus microplus (southern cattle tick), 1167 nucleotides. RefSeq lists its product as uncharacterized. NCBI's taxonomy places the organism in Eukaryota, Metazoa, Arthropoda, Arachnida, Ixodida, Ixodidae. Gene Ontology annotation, molecular function: DNA binding. The record is from RefSeq and is a predicted model, not a curated record.
GACGGCGCGCCAGGCGAAGCGCGCGCGUUCGGAAAGAUCUGGCUAUGCCAGAUAUUUUUACACGCGCCGGAAGUUGCUCCCUCGGCAGCAGCCAAUCAAACGCCGCUGCUGCGGGCUUCCGCUCCUCUUGUCUCUCAGCCGCAAUGGCCGCCCUCUGCAAGUUGUCGGCGAUGGCGAUCGAAAACGAAAAACUAAUCUCUUGUGUGGCCAGCCGGACGUCCUUGUGGCUGGCCACGCACAAGGACCACAAGAAUCGGCAAGUGAAAGAGGCCCUGUGGAAAGAAGUGGGUCAAAUAAUGUAUCAGGGGAAGGCCAGCAAAGGUACGUACGGCGCGUCUCCGCCGGCUUGACAGGUUGUGUUGAAAGCAGUGGCUGAUAUUUCAUUUCGUCUACGCAGAGUGCAUCACUGCGCUGCAAAAGCGCUGGAAGUUUUUGCGGGACAAGUUCCGAAGGCUGUUCGUGCUAGCCCAGAAAAAAAAGAAAAGCGGCAUGGGCACGGAAGACGCCGACACCGAAGAUGAGGGCGAUGAAGGGAACCCGCCUGCCGACAGUCCAGUGCAGCCGGAUUCGUGGCCCUUUUACGAGCAGCUGUUGUUCCUGCGCGACACCAUGACCUUCCGAGAGACUUCUGGAAAUUUCGAGUCCCAGAGGAAACAAAGAAAGGAUGUUCAACAGGUGGCACGGCAGGAGACCCCGGAAACCCUUUUUAGAGAUAUGUGUCCCAGCCAGUUUGACACCAUCGAGUUAAAUCAGACUGAUGACCCCGUCGAUCUCUAUCCAGCGCCGGCGGUGUCAGUUGAGUGUAGUCCGUCGCUACUGGAACCAGGAAUGUCAUCCCUUGAAGCGACGCAGUCAAGUGAGUCGGCACCAUCACCGCUGGGAACUGCGUCAGCGCUUGGGUUGGCGGCAACGUCACUGGAAAGCCAGGGGUCCAGCCUUGCCAGCAUGUCUGUGAUGCAGCCACCCAAAAAAAGACAAAAGAAAGACGACAAUGACAGUUUGCUUGUAGAGCACCUUGGAAAACUUACAAACAGUCUAGAGGACCAGGACGACCAUCAUUAUUUUGCAUUGUCGCUUGUGAAAUCAAUGAGAAAAGUAAAAGAGGAAGACCACUUGCGCAUGCGCAUGAAGAUUCUGGAAGUGAUCCAGCAAUUUAACAGUAGCUGA